CCAUUGAUCCUGAACUCCGCCGUCCUCCGCCGCACACUCCCUCGCCGGGGGUAGUGCGUCGUAUCCACGCGCCACCGUUAUCUUCCUCUUCUCCUCUCUUAAAGCAACACUCAUGGUCGCCGGAUAUCAUCCGCGAGGAAGCUUGGUCUAAGCGCCAAGACAUCUCCCGCCGCAACGGUCUCCGCCGCGGAAAAAGCUUGACCGACGAAGAUCUCGACGAGCUCAAAGCAAGUUUCGAACUCGGAUUCGGAUUCGGAUCACCCGAAAUCGCCGAUCCGAGAUUGUCUAACACGCUUCCGGCUUUAGAACUCUACUUCGCCGUACAGAAAAGCUACAACGACGCCGUUUUAAACAAAUCCGCAACGACGUCGCGAUCAUCCGGAGACGGUGAAGACGAAGCUGAAGCAGUGGGCGAGAGUGGUGGCUUGCUCCCAAUUUCUGGGGAUUUCAUUCAGAUAAGGGUUUUGCCGCUGCUAGAUAACUCAAUUUUUGUGUUAUGGGUUCUAAGAUCUGAUUCGAAAAACGGGGAUUUAUGCGAAAAUCGAUCUCUUUUCUUACACUCGGCUAGAUUUCGGAGAAACCCUUAUUGUUCGAGUCUGUACAGAGGUGUUUCGAGAAAAGAGAAACCGAGACGUCAUCAUGGUUUAACGCAGCAGAAGAGGCAAGAGAUCAAAGAAGCUUUUGAGCUAUUUGACACUGAUGGAUCUGGCACCAUUGAUGCUAAAGAGCUUAAUGUUGCUAUGAGGGCGCUUGGUUUCGAAAUGACCGAAGAGCAAAUCAACAAAAUGAUAGCUGAUGUGGACAAAGAUGGAAGUGGAGCCAUAGAUUUUGAUGAGUUUGUUCACAUGAUGACUGCUAAGAUCGGUGAAAGAGACACAAAAGAAGAGCUCACCAAGGCAUUCAAGAUCAUUGAUCUUGACAAAAAUGGGAAGAUAUCUGCUGAUGAUAUCAAACGUAUGGCGAAGGACCUAGGUGAAAACUUCACUGAUGGUGAGAUACGAGAGAUGGUUGAAGAAGCAGACCGAGACCAUGAUGGUGAAGUGAACAUGGAAGAAUUCAUGAGGAUGAUGAAAAGAACUGCUUAUGGGCACUAA
Arabis nemorensis is the source of this 1094-nucleotide messenger RNA. The record is from the annotation of a GenBank genome assembly. NCBI's taxonomy places the organism in Eukaryota, Viridiplantae, Streptophyta, Magnoliopsida, Brassicales, Brassicaceae.